GGGAGGUGGCCGUUCCCUCGGACAGCAUCAGAGCGCAUUGGGCAAGUUCACGCGUUCCGUAGAUGAUGCUGCUCAGCGAUGGCGCUGCGCGCUUGAAAUGUACACUUUACAGAGCAACAAGUGAAAUAUGGAAGAGUCCAGCGUGACAGAGGAGAGGGGCGACUGCACCUGAAACACACAAAGCGAAUGCCGCUUCAGAUCCGGGCUGUGCCGGCCGCGCUGUGGGAAUGGAUACCAGCAGUUUCCUGGUGGGGAUGUGCUUUUUCCUGCUGUCGCUUAAUGGGUUUCUGUCCUCCUCGCUGGCGACGGGCUUUUGCCCAAACCGCUGCGACUGUCAGCAUUCACAGCAUCUCAUGUGCACCAAUCGCGGAUUGCGCACUGUGCCCAAACCCGCUGCGCAGAUGCCCGAGGAAGUGCAGAUUUUCAGCCUUGGGGGCAACUUCAUCUCUAACAUCUCCGCCUUUGACUUCACACGGUACAGUAACCUUGAACGGUUAAAUCUGCAGUACAAUCAAAUAAGAGUUAUUCACCCAAAAGCAUUUGAGAAACUUCCCAAGUUGGAAGAGCUGUACUUGGGACAUAAUCUUUUAACAGCUAUACCCGCGGGAAGUUUGCAGCCCCUAAAGAAAUUGACUAUUCUCUAUGGAAACAACAAUGCAAUUAAGAAAAUCACACCGGGGCUGUUUUCCAACCUGGAAAAUCUUAUUAAAUUGCGCCUGGAUGGCAACUCUCUAGAAGUUCUGCAGGACUCUGUUUUUAAGAGUUUGAUCAAUCUACAUUAUCUUCAUCUGGAAUCCAACAAACUGCAGCACAUUCACAGAAACGCUUUCUCUAAACUGACCAGCCUACGCUUUUUAAACCUGGCCCACAACAAGCAAUCAGCCGUGCGCAAUGUCCUCACUUUCUCUCAACUCAAAGCUUUGACGACGUUGCUGCUGUCUGAGAAUGAAAUUCGACAUAUUGGCAAUCAUGUCUUCCAAAACCUGAAAAAACUGUCCAAGCUUUCCCUCAGCAACAACAAAAUCUCCCAAAUGGACAGUGGUGCUUUGAGGGGCCUGUCGAGCCUCACCGAGCUUCUGAUUGACGGCAACGAGCUGGUGGAAAUUCCUGCCGUCCUCCUCGACCCCCUGGAGCGUGUCGAGGAGCUGGACUUCAGCCGCAACCGGAUAUCCAGCGUGGACUCUCUGGCUUUUUCGAGAGUUAAACACCUAAGAGUGUUGAAGCUGAAGGACAACUUUCUCACCAGUCUGUCUGGGGACAUGUUUACCCUCAACAGCGCACUUUACGACUUGGAUCUCCAAGGCAACAACUGGACAUGUGACUGCCGCCUGGAGCAACUGAGAGAAUGGAUUGCUGCUGCACACUCUCAGGGCAAACUGCUGACUGUGUUUGUGCAGUGUCAUUACCCAGCAACUCUGAGGGGGAAAUAUCUGGACUAUGUGAACAGCUCCCAGCUGCAGCCCCUUGGGAACUGGACUCACUUGUGUACGAGUCAAGCCAGGCCUGAGGAGAGCAGGGCAGGGGCAGUACUAGUGAAGCUGGGGAGCACUGAGCGAGGAGAGAGAGAUUCUCGGUUGCCAGAGGGCGGAGAGAGGACAGAUGAAGAAGCUCAGAAAGGUGUGAGAAAGAGAGGGGAAGUGGAAGAAACAGGACGUUUAAGACCGGUGAACAGGGGUGGAGUCAUGGUAUGGAAAAAUGGAGAGCAAAGGAAAAAAGAGGGACAGGAAGAGGUGGGGAUCCAAGGAGACCAAGGAGGUCCAGAGGUGGCAGAACCUUCUUCUUUCCUGGACAGAAGGAAACCAAAGAAGAAGCUACGGCCUGCUGCAGAGGCAGCUGGGAAACGCGUUAAGGGGAGAACGAGGUCAAAAGUUAUUUUCAAACCCAGUCCAUCAGCCACAAUGAGCCAAGCAAGCAUCGGGCUAACCACCACUGUUUCUGCUCACUCAGGAGAGCAGUUAGAUCUCCUUAGGUCGGAUCAGGAUGACACCCUACCUGUCAUUACAGACCCUUGUGUUUUCAACCGCCAUUUCAUCACUAAUGUGUCCGUGGAUCAUGUCACAUCUAGUACCGUCACUGUGUACUGGACCACCAGGAAUCAUCACCGCUACACACCGGGGCCCGGGCCAGGCCUUGAUGAAGUCCACUACCGGGUUCUGUUUGACAGGUUUGGCACCCAGGAUCGUUUCCCCCGCUACGUUUACGCCCACGGCACGGCUCGCUCCGUGACCCUCCGAGAGCUCAGCUCAGAUGUGACCUACAUGGUCUGCGUGGAGGGAGUGGUCGGAGGUUCCGUGUGUCAGGUCGCACCACGCGACCACUGCGCGGGGCUGGUCACCCUAUCUGAGGGAAAUGGCCGUGGAGCUACGCUGACCUCUGACCUCCAGCUGGUGACGGUGGCGAUGCUCGCCGGGAAUGCGGUGCUGCUGCUGGUCAUCGGCGGGGUGUGGCUGGGGAGAAGUCUGAGGAGAAAGUUGCAGAGGAGGAAGUCAGCCGUGCACGUGCGCCACAUGUACUCCACCAGGCGACCGUUUCGCACCGCAAUGGCCACGGCGUCCGUCUCCACCGACUUCACCAGCUACCAAAGCAGCCGGCCAGCACGACUCGCACCGCUAGAGGAGGGGGAUCUCAUCGAGUUCCCUUGCGACCGCUUUCUGGACAGCAGCAGUGUUCGCAGAGACAACGAAAUGCAGAGAUUCUCUGACUAGAACCAUAAAAAUCCAAAUUAGCUUUAAAAAAAAUGUUGACACUGAAAAAAAUGGGAAUUGCUUCAUGUUUCCAUCUGUGAUUUAGCCUUUUCAACACAAACUCCUCUCAGCUGAGCUCAUGAGACACCAGAGGAAGUCCAUUCCCUCUGACUUCCCCUUUCCCAGUUUGGACCCUUCCUCUUUAAUUUUCUUGCUUCUGUGAGUCUACAUGCGUUGUUUUUCUUUCUUUUUUUCUUUUUUUUGUGUGUGUGUACAUGAAUGAUGUACCACUGAUUUCAACUACGGUGCUAAUAUUCAGUUUGCAGACAUCAUAUUGUCUCAUAUUUGUACAGUGUGUAACGAUGGCUGCUGGGUGGCAGAAAAAUCUCCUGUUUUGUACCACAUCUACCGUGUUUUAUACUUUUAUAAGGAACUUUGUAUCAUUUUGCAUUACAUGACAAAGUAAAAAUCCCCAACAAUGUGACUGAUUUGUCAUUUGAGUGUGUGUGUGUUAUUGUAUCUGCGGGUACUAAAACCCUGACUGUAUAUAAGACUGAGGACGAUAGCAGCAACAGAACAUUAAAGAAGUGAGUGAGCUGUGUGCGUGUCAAGAUGAGGUCUGGCAAUAGUUAGGCAGUCCCUUUGUUUGAGUCUACAGGGUGGAGUGCCUCCUACAUUUAGUACAAAUCAUACACAGACACACAUAUUGACAAUUACCUGCACACAAACUUUUCAUAGCAUCAGACAGUCAAGAUGUUAGACAUUAAAGCUUCUUGGUUUGUGACAGCUGACAUUAAAGGGACAGUUCACGCCAAAAUCAAAACUGCAUAUUUUUCCACUUGCCUGUCUGUCAUUUUUUUUGGUUGUUUGUUUAUUUGUGUUUUAGUCCAAGUAGGUUCCUUUCAUUGAAUAUAAUGGAAGCGAAUAUGGCGGGCAUAUGUUUAGACACAAGAUUUGGGAAAAUACAGAUACAGUUAUUAUUGUACAGAUAUUACAAUAAUAACACAUAACUUCUUGAAAGCAGCUGACUCACAGUGUUGCAGACAUCCAGAGUCUCAAACAUGUCCAUGAAUGCCUCAUCAGGCAAGUUGUAAUAAAACAUUUUUUUAAGAUA
Molecule: messenger RNA, 3798 nt
Organism: Pelmatolapia mariae (spotted tilapia)
Lineage: Eukaryota; Metazoa; Chordata; Actinopteri; Cichliformes; Cichlidae
Gene: tril
Product: TLR4 interactor with leucine-rich repeats
Exons: 1
Coding region: 228-2705 (825 amino acids)
Biological process (GO): toll-like receptor 4 signaling pathway; regulation of cytokine production involved in immune response
Cellular component (GO): lipopolysaccharide receptor complex; extracellular matrix
Molecular function (GO): lipopolysaccharide binding; protein binding
Source: RefSeq, a predicted model, not a curated record